AUGGAUUCAAACCCAACCUAUCAGAGUGUCCAAGAUCGCUAUGGCCAGUUGGCUGAUCGCUCCUCUACCUGCGAGCAGAGAAAGGCCGAACAAACCAUUGCCCAAGCAUUCGGUUAUGAUGCCGGAGACCUGAGCUCAAUUCCCCAGGCUGCCAAUCUCGGAGUGAGCUGUGGGAACCCCUUGGCACUUGCUAACCUGCGAGAGGGCGAGACGGUGAUCGACCUAGGCAGUGGUGGUGGCAUUGACGUCCUGCUGGCAGCCAAGAAGGUUGGCCCACAAGGAAAAGCAAUUGGCGUGGAUAUAACCAAGAGCAUGCUGGAACUUGCUCGGAAGAAUGCAGAGAGCGCAAGUGCUUCUAAUACGUCCUUUAUCGAAGCUUCGAUCACUUCUAUUCCUCUGCCAGACUCUACAGCCAGCUGCAUCAUCAGUAACUGCGUCGUGAACCUCGUACCUACAGUCGACAAACAUCUUGUCUUCAAGGAGAUGUUUCGCUUGUUGCAAUCUGGAGGCCGCGUUGCCAUCAGUGACAUCUUGACUCGAAAGGAGCUACCCCAAGAGGUUGUCAACAGUCUAUCUUUCUACGUCGGGUGUAUUGCAGGAGCUAGCCAGGUUCAUGAGUAUGAGAAAUCUCUCUCCGACGCCGGAUUCAAAGAUAUUGUGAUUGUAGACACUCAUAGUGACAUCAACAUUUACAAAGAUCUGGUUCAAGGGGAAAUGAAAGCCGAAGAGAACAGUUCCCAGUCGAAGCCUUCUUGUUGCGGAGGAGCUCAAGGGAAUGAUGCUCCCAAUGAGAAUUUGCUGGAACAUGACUUCAACGAAUGGGCUGGCUCAUUCCAAAUUUAUGCUGUCAAACAGUAG
Molecule: messenger RNA, 858 nt
Organism: Penicillium paradoxum
Lineage: Eukaryota; Fungi; Ascomycota; Eurotiomycetes; Eurotiales; Aspergillaceae
Product: Arsenite methyltransferase
Exons: 5
Coding region: 1-858 (285 amino acids)
Molecular function (GO): methyltransferase activity
Source: RefSeq, a predicted model, not a curated record